GGAAAAAAUUCUCUCAAUAACUCACUUUCAAUAAAUAUCUUUGGCGAUUCUUCUCCCUUCCCACUGCGUGCCUCUUCCCGAUAUCCCGUCCACAGACCACCAUGGCGGACGCCUUCAAAGCCCGAACGCUAAAACGGAAGAAUGUUAAAGGUCUCGCACUUAAUGCCGCAGCAUCGAAACUGGGAUCAAAACCGUCCGAUGGGGACGCACAAAUCCCCGGAGCGAUUGGGAAUACUGACAGCAACCGCACGGACACCCUUGAGAUCGGAUUGGAGUUUCAACUGGAUCUGCGGAGUGAAGACCUAAUGGUCCUGAAGGAGCUUGGGGCUGGCAAUGGAGGAACAGUUAGCAAAGUGAUGCAUGCCUCCACAAAAGUAAUCAUGGCUAGAAAAAUCAUCCGGGUUGAUGCUAAAGAGAAGGUCAGAAAGCAAAUAUUGAGGGAGCUGCAAGUCGGCCGUCACUGUGACUCUCCUUAUAUCGUUACGUUCUAUGGUGCGUUCACAAACGAGGCUCGGGAUAUUGUGCUGUGUAUGGAGUACAUGGAUGGUGGUUCUCUCGAUCGCAUUUCGAAAGAUUUUGGACCUGUUCGGGUUGAUGUUCUAGGAAAGAUCGCGGAGUCAAUCUUCGCCGGCCUUGUCUAUCUAUACGAAGCACACCGUAUCAUGCAUAGAGACAUUAAGCCAUCUAAUGUUCUCGUUAAUUCUAGAGGACAUAUUAAACUCUGCGACUUUGGCGUUGCAACGGAAACUGUCAACUCUGUGGCGGACACAUUCGUUGGCACUUCGACCUACAUGGCCCCUGAGCGGAUUCAGGGGGAGGCCUACUCCGUGCGAUCCGACGUAUGGAGCGCCGGACUAACGAUUAUGGAACUAGCAGUUGGUCGUUUCCCAUUUGACUCGUCAGAUACAGCUGCUGGAGACAGGGCUAGUGCUGGCCCGAUGGGCAUUCUGGACUUGUUACAACAGAUAGUCCAUGAGCCCGCCCCAAAGCUUCCAAAAAGCGAUGCCUUCCCCGCGAUUCUAGACGAAUUUGUUGCUAAAUGUUUGCUUAAGAAACCAGGAGAACGGCCAACUCCACGUGAACUUUUUGACCACGAUGCUUUCAUCCAAGCUGCCAAGAGAACUCCAGUUAACCUCCGAGAAUGGGCCAUUAGCAUGAUGGACAGGCACAAUAGAAAGUCCUACCUGGCGCCACCAGCCCCUCGAGCGAUCAACCGGGACGGGUCAAGAGACUCCAUAUCUGAGUCGAGAUCUCAACAGCAGCCGGAUCCUCAUUCCCACCCAACUCCUACCUCUGGGGAAAUUCCCUUGAAUUACUCGCAUGAACCAUAUAUUCAACGCGACGAACAAACACCUCGCGCAAGCAACCCCUCUCCAACUCUCGGCCUCGAGCACCUCAAUAUCAACAACCAUAGCCAACCCCAAGUAAAUGGCCAGGCUGGGUGGCCUAGAAGAUCUCCAUAUACGCCUGGUCAUCAUUCCAAUACCAAUUCACCUCAGGCGUUCACGUCGCCACGGGCUGCUCCGUCACCUCGUCACCCAUCGCCUAGAAAUCCCCCACAGUCCGCCGGCCUGCCACUACGGACUGGCCCUCCAUCCAAUGGGCAAAUGCCUCCUCCUCCACCAGCCUCUAGUGGGCUAGGUUCGUGGUCACGGAGUCAGGGUAAUCGGGCUUGAACUGGCAUUGAAUAUUUGAGUUAUCGUACAGUUUCCAAGUAUACGUGAUUGUCAAGAGCUCUCUUCUCCGAUAUGUUGUUAUCUCAGUUCUAAUCUCGUACCGUCUACAAGCUUAUGUUCCUUUCAGUCUAGCGUCUGUUUAUGGAUGGCUUUCACCGUCUCUCUUUUAUCUCUUUAUCUCCAUUUUUAUAUGCAUAUCAAGGCGUUGCACCGCAUUGAUAACGUUUCUUGCGAUUUUCACAGCUUUCGAACUGUUUUUGGAAUGUAUUUUUCGACUAUCUUGAAUAACUAUGUGCUUGCGAUCUGAUUGAAUUGUCGCCUCUUUUCUUUCUCCCCCCCGUUUUCUCCGCUUCCCUAGAGAAAAUAUGAUCGAUCCCACGACCAACACUUCGGUUUAUUCUGCACAGGAAUUGGUUUCGCGGUGCUGAGAAAAUGGGAUGAAUUUGGCUCAUUA
Messenger RNA from Coccidioides immitis RS, 2130 nucleotides. Its product is annotated as STE/STE7/MEK1 protein kinase. Gene Ontology annotation, molecular function: protein kinase activity; ATP binding. The transcript has 4 exons. The coding region runs from base 102 to 1676 and encodes 524 amino acids. Gene Ontology annotation, biological process: protein phosphorylation. Lineage: Eukaryota; Fungi; Ascomycota; Eurotiomycetes; Onygenales; Onygenaceae. The record is from RefSeq and is a predicted model, not a curated record.